GACCUGCGGCCUGCGUCAGUGUUUUGGCAAAGUGCGUACUUUCCCUUUGAGAACAACAAGCUGUGUGACAGAGCGGCUUCUUUGUGCCUAGGGACUUUCGGGCCAUGACCUAAAUUGACGUCAUUUCUACAAUAGUGUGUUGAGUGUUGAGGAGGUCAGUAAUGUGUUGUUGACAGGGAAGCUGAGUUGAGGUGGUGUACGUUCCUGUGUUCAGGCUCAGGGUGGUUGACUUGAUUUCCCAGAAGCUGAAAGAUGGUUUCUUUUGCAUGCAAGGCCUGUGUUGUGUUUCUGACAGUGUUUAUUUGUAAUACUGUAGCAGACAUCUAUCUUCAUGUACCCAGAGGAUCAAAUAACAGGUUGAACGAGAAGUCUGCCACAAGGAAAAACCCCAACAGACUCUUUGAUAGCCAGAAUAACAAUCGUGGAGGAUACAAUGUUGGUGAUGCGACAGAAUCUCCCUUUGGUACUGAUGAGGGGAAGCAAUACAGAAUGAAAUAUUUCCAGAGCGGGCCGUGGAAAACGUUGCGGCAGGCUAAAGGUCAGAGUUACUUGACCAUCGAGUGGACCAAUCAGCACGGAUGUGGCGGGAACGAAGACAGCAGCCCACAGAAGCAGAACUGUGCUCUGGUCAUGCAGUACAUGUGCCAGGAUGACGUGGACUCUCCAACAGGGAUCACGGACACGUUGAGGAAUGGGGUCAACACAAAGAAGCAGGAUUACACCAAGCCCAACCGGAACAACGCAGACAGUGACCGCUCUAACGCUGACGCCAAGUCCGACCGCGGCCUGCACGAGCCCUGGUCGUGGUACAACAAAUGCUAUCUCAGGGAGAGGAACAAAGGUUUGUUUGUCGCAGACCAGAAGCUGGAGUCCGACAAUGGCUUGGGCUACAGCAGCGCCAUCUACACGCGUCAGAACCCGAACGGCAACCGCUACGGCUACGAGUGUCCCGAGGAGAGGGAUUACUUCCCUUACUGGCACCCGACACCCUGGAAGGACAUCGCUGUUUUGGCAGAGAACGCGUCUAUGUGCGACCACUACACCAGGAAGAGCUUCAACGUUCAGCCGUAUGGCGAGUGUGUGGAAGACAAAGGCUGGUCCAGCUACAAUAACAAAGCUGCCUGUGAGAGCAAUGGAGGAACCUGGAAGCUGCUCUAUAACUAUCUGGAGAAAGCAACAGACAAGACCAACAAGGCUUCGUGCGAGAGGACGACCACCGGGGGCCUGACGUACAAGUGGGCUGUGCCGUACGACACCGACGAUUACCAGCCCGAGUGUCUGGUCCUGGCCGAUGCCCCGGAGUGUGCUGAGGCGCCGUGGUCACGAUCUAAUCAUUUGGGCAAUGGCAGAGAUGGAGUGCCCUUGAACUACACAUGGGUCCUGCCACAUUUUCCAUCGGGAAAUGCAAAGCGAUGUGUGUUCAGGUUUAGGUACAACAUUUCCACUGAUGACUACGACCCGUAUGGCACAGACCACACGCAGAACAAUGAAUUCCCACAGAAGUCCCCCAUCCAGCAAAACCCGUACGUUUACGUCAUGAGCAAGCAGUCGCCGUUACGUCUGGCAAUCAACACUGCUCAGUACGGCAGGAUUUUCCAGGACAGAAGUCACGUCUUCAAGCUCAUGCCCCGGCCAUCGGGACUGACGCAAGAUCGUAUUUUCAACGUGAACGUGCGAGGGAAGAGGGGGAACAUCGUUCAGGUGUAUCCGGCGGUGGAGUACGACUUUGCUCCCAACAACUUGGAGGUCAAGAAGGGAGAGAGAUGUAAUUUAUUGAUUCAUUUCCUUUGUCUCUCUCAUCGUGAUAUUUGUCCGUGUGUUCCAGGCUCUAACACUCACAACAACGGGAACCCAGCGGGAGACGGUCAGGCCGGCAGUGCUGGAGAAGGCAAAGCAGGGACAGACCGCAACAACAUGGUGGAGCUAAGUGACCGAGGGACAAACUUCCCGACUCCGUUUGAGAAGUCCAAGCUGUGGCAGGACGUCUCUGUGGCCUGGAUUUAUCACGGGAAGACAGACAUUUCUGCCAAAGACUUGGCCAUCAACUUGGCGUCCUCUGGCUAUUACAGAUGUGCCGAUGACCAGAGUUGUCCCGAGUCGGAGCACACGGAUUACCUGGUGUCCACGAAGACCAAGAUGAACAACCUGCUGGACAACGCGUCUCCGUCGUACGAGGGAGUCCUCCUCCGCUUCCAGAAGAAGGGCGUCUACAACUACAUGUGCUCGCGGAAUAAUAACUUCACUAACCGGAGUCAGAAGGCUGCUAUUAUUGUGAAAUAAGUUUUCAAAAAGGUGCUCAAGUUGGUUCCUCUGAAUUGGUUGUUUUUUUUUUUGUGUGUGUAUUUCAAUGACCUCACAUUGUCGUUUUCAUUGAGCUUUAAUCCUCCCCUAAAGAAUAAGACAUCGAAGAUUUUAAAAAAAGUCGCCUUGAAUAAAUUAUCAAAAGCCAGGUUGUGAUGAGUUUUAAGUUCCUGAAGUGGAAAAGUCAAUUUGUGAGGCAGCGUGGUGAAAUCAGGCGCUCGUCAAAAUAAAGAAACCUCCGGUUUUGACAUUUUUAUCGAAA
Messenger RNA from Aplysia californica (California sea hare), 2563 nucleotides. RefSeq names its product protein DD3-3. Lineage: Eukaryota; Metazoa; Mollusca; Gastropoda; Aplysiida; Aplysiidae. Bases 253 to 2280 code for a protein of 675 amino acids. The transcript has 14 exons. The record is from RefSeq and is a predicted model, not a curated record.